This is a messenger RNA of Trematosphaeria pertusa, 1192 nucleotides long. RefSeq lists its product as uncharacterized. The coding region runs from base 66 to 950 and encodes 294 amino acids. The transcript has 2 exons. The record is from RefSeq and is a predicted model, not a curated record. NCBI's taxonomy places the organism in Eukaryota, Fungi, Ascomycota, Dothideomycetes, Pleosporales, Trematosphaeriaceae. Gene Ontology annotation, cellular component: nucleus.
CUUCCCAAAAAUUAUCCAUCAACGCCGCCGACUCUCCUCCGGCGAGCUGGCACACAUCACUCGCAAUGGCAAAGCGGAAAUCGCAGAAAGACCCGGAGGACCUUCCCGAUGCGCCGGAAGGCAAGGGCAAGAGGAAGAAUGAGGAUUCCGACAGCGACGAGGACAUGGACCUCGUAAACGUCGACUUUGAAUGGUUUGACCCCCAGCCCGCAGUCGACUUCCACGGCCUGAAGACGCUCCUGCGCCAACUCCUCGACGUCGACGCGCAGCUCUUCAAUCUGUCCGAACUCGCGGACCUCAUCCUCUCGCAGCCGCUGCUCGGAAGCACUGUGAAAGUAGACGGCAACGAAUCCGAUCCGUACGCCUUCCUGACCGUGCUGAAUCUCACCACGCAUAAAGAGAAGCAGGUCAUCAAAGACCUGACCGCAUACCUUACCCGCCACUGCGCCGCGCCCUCGUUCUCCGCCUUAAAACCCCUCCUCGAGGACUCCUCGCCCGCGCAGAUCGGCCUCGUCCUCACCGAGCGCUUCAUCAACAUGCCCCACGAGAUCGUGCCGCCCAUGUACACCAUGCUGCUUGAGGAGAUCCAGUGGGCACUCGAAGAAAAGGAACCCUACGCUUUCACACACUACCUCGUCCUCUCGAAAACCUACGCCGAGGUGGUAUCUACAUUACCGUCUUCGGAUCAGCCACCCAGUAAAAAGAAAAAAGGAGGAAAGGAAUUCGGGGGAGAGACGUUCUACUUUCAUCCUGAGGAUGAGAUAUUACACAAGUAUGCGCGGGGAUGGGGAAGCUUUGAGUACGAGACGCCGGUGGAUGAGGGAGCUAGUGACAGUAAGAGGGCGUUCCAGGAGUUGGGGGUGAAGCCGAUGGGGCAUCUGAUUCUGAUCGAGGCGGAUAAGUUCGCUGGCGCAGUGGAUGCGGUGAAGACGUUCUUGAACGGCGGGUAGUGGGCUCCUCCACUAUUUGUGGAUCGAAUGGGGCGGAAUUCCAGAGAGCCAUCCAGAACUUCGACCGAGAAACGGGACCAAGAAUAGAUACCCUAGCGCGUGUAGCUGGAGAUGGGGUUGCAGGGCUGGUUGGAGGGAUAGAUGCCAAAAAAGGGCAUGCCCUGGCUAUAGUCAUUAGCGAGCCUUCAGAGAAGGAUUGCAAGACUCUAACUUAGAGGUACAUUCCUACUGCACACAAGCCG